This is a messenger RNA of Penicillium paradoxum, 2079 nucleotides long. RefSeq lists its product as uncharacterized. The record is from RefSeq and is a predicted model, not a curated record. Bases 1 to 2079 code for a protein of 692 amino acids. Gene Ontology annotation, molecular function: protein binding. Lineage: Eukaryota; Fungi; Ascomycota; Eurotiomycetes; Eurotiales; Aspergillaceae. The transcript has 3 exons.
AUGGCUUCUCAUUCAAGCGGGAACACUAAUCUCCCAGGCGUUGAAUGGGAACUCCAGCGCUAUCGGCCUCAUGUACAGGUCUUGAAUGUUGAAAGCGAAGAGCAACGGGCGGCCCUCUCACAGCGCCAUAAUUUGCUCUUCACAGCGUAUGAAGAAGACAUCUACGUAUGGAUACCAGCUGGACCCCAGCAGCUCCUUGGCUCCCAACCCGAGAUGAUCAUUCACCCAGUGAUGAAGGAGCCCCAUGCUGCUGGAUAUAUUGAUCCGUUGAAGCCUCAUGCAAUCAAUAAUCUCAUCGUGGAUGAUUUGGGACUGGACGAGGUUCUACUGCUGGCGACAGACUCUGGGAAUGUCACUGGCUACAACGUUAAGGCUAUCUUCUCCGCAAUCAAUCGGAGUGCAAAAAGUGGACACAGUCGACCUUUCGACACCUAUGAAAUAAAACCUUUCUUUGCCGAAAGUGUUGUGUUAAGUGCCUGGGGCUUGACAACACACAAAUUUGCUCGUCUGAUUGCCGUAAGCUCAAACACAGGCACAAUUACUGUUUUCGCUUUCGCGUUAGUGGAUGUCGACUCUGGUGGUGAUGAUGACAGCACCUCCGAUACACCCGAGAGCUCGACCCUAGGAAAUCCUGGCGGAUUAGAAUCCACCUGGGUCUCAAUUGAUACCACGGCAUUGAUGGAAGGGAUGAAGAAGGAUAUUCCAAAUCAUCGAACUCGUAACCUGCGCAUCAGCUAUAAGGGCCAUUUCGAAAAUAUCCCAUGCGUGUCAUUUGCCAACUUUGGACUGGACCCCAAUGGGCUCUGGAUGGUCAGCACUGACAUUCGCAACCGAGUUUUUAUAUGGAAAGUUUGGGAGUCCCUAGUUCCUUUCAAAACAUCUACCUAUGAACCUCUGGACAGGGGUUGGUUUGUCUUGCCUGUACAUCCUCGCAAAGUUCAGCAACAUCGCUUGAGGAUUGACGCUUGUGGAUGUGAGCCGCGUCCGAGAAUGAUCGGAAAUUGCUUAGUUUUUGAUGUGUCGAAGGCGGUUCAAUUUGUCGCAACCAAGUCCAUCUUCGCCGCCCAGGAGUAUACAGCGACGUCACAUAUUGUUUUGCCCGAUGGGAUCUUCUCUGAUUCUGAUGUUGAUGCUGAAUCUCGACCGCAGCCGACGAUUCCAAGACAUUAUCGUACAGAACAAGAGGCCCGUGGAACGAGACACUCUUCUACUGCCGUUGACAAUUCUGGCCUAAGCGCUGGGGUAUCACAAGAUUCUGUCAUGCCCACCGCAGACCCGCAGUUUUCUGUGAGGCCUGGUAUCACAAAUUUGAUUGAUGAAGCAAACGAACAUGGCCCAAAAUGCGAUUUGCCCCGAUUGAAUGCUCGGAGUUUCUCUCCAUCACACCCGGUUAACCCUCAAUUUUUCCCUCUUCUUCACUUCUCCGGACGUGAUAUCACUUUAGAUCCCUACCCAAUGGAUUCUCCAGGACCGCGAACGCUUUCUCGGUCGCCCUUUAGAUUUCUCAUCAAAGAUUCCAUGUACCGCACUUGUGAUCGCAUAAACAUGGUGAAAUAUCUUCCCGACGCGGGGAUUGUCGUUGCUGCCACCCAGACCGGUGCAGUGGCUAUUAUCACCCUUACAUGGCAAGAGGAAAUUGGCCAUAGCUUCCGUGUUGACUGGAUCCUACCUUUCUUCUCACAGCAAGGAGAAGACGACCCGCCCCUCAUGGGUCUUGCUGUGAGCCCUAUGCCUGGAUUUGAGGUACCGUCGGAUGUACCAUGUAUCCCCCGGGACGUCGACCCCAAAGAUUGGCUGAAGUUCAAUUUCCAUAUGCUUAAUCCCAAUGGAGGCGACCCUUGCGACGAUCCCGAUGCUGUUCCGCUUGAGGGCGCUCUUCCCAAUCCUUCUCUGCAGUCGGAUCCUGAACCUGCAGGCAAGAAGUUCACCCUGCCUGAAAUCCACGCCCAUGCCUCCAGUAUCUAUCGACCUCGUGAGAGCUGGCAUGGCCAUUGCCCUUCUCGGCAUUAUCGCUUGCUUUUACUCUUCUGUGAUAACUCGGUCAUGAGCUAUGAAUUCUGGCAUGACUGGAGGGCCUGA